CUGUUCACCGAAUGCGGCAGAGAGGCAGAGAGGGACUGAGAGAGCAGCGUCCGGUAGCGACAAUGGAGGGCGCAGAGGGUCGACUUUCCAGCGAGGAUUCAGGCGAGAUGGGCGGUGGGAUGGCGGCGGCGGCGGUGGAGGGGAUCAUGGAGCGGAUCCAAUCGGAUGACGAGGAGUGCAGGGUCCAGGCGGCGAAGGAGAUCCGGCGACUCACGAAGACGUCGCCGAAGCACCGCCGGCAGCUGGAAGGCACCGUCGUUCCGCUCGUAUCGAUGCUUCGUUCCAGCAAUCCCGAGUUCACCGAGGCCGCCAUGCUUGCUCUCCUUAAUCUCGCCGUGAAGGACGAGAGGAACAAGAUCAAGAUUGUGGAUGCUGGUGCAGUGGAACCACUAAUUGGCUUCUUACGGUCAACAAACUCAAAUCUACAGGAGCAUGCAACUGCUGCUCUACUCACCCUCACUGCUUCUUCCAUCAACAAACCGAUAGUAAGUGCUGCAGGUGCUAUCCCCCUCCUUGUCAAGAUACUUAGAGAUGGAAAUUUGCAAGCCAAGGUUGAUGCUGUCAUGGCCUUAUACAACCUCUCCACACUCCCUGAAGACAUUAACACCAUCCUGGCAGCCAAACCUAUACCUCCUCUGGUAAACUUGCUAAAGAUCUGCAAGAAAUCAUCCAAAAUAGCUGAAAAGUGCACUGCCCUUGUAGAAUUAUUACUUGGUCAUGAUGAGGGGAGGAUGGCUUUGACAUCUGAGGAAGGUGGGGUGCUCUCAGUGGUUGAAGUACUGGAGGAGGGGUCUCCUUUAAGUAGAGAACAUGCAAUAGGAGCACUGCUGACAAUGUGUGAGAGUGAUCACUGCAGAUAUAGAGAAGUAAUUCUCAAUGAGGGUGUAAUGCCCGGCCUUCUGGAGCUAACUGUUCAAGGGACCCCCAAGUCUCAAUCCAAAGCUCGUUCUCUCUUGCAGUUACUAAGGAAGUCCUCAUAUUCUGGAUCGGAGUUGCAGGCAGAGACACUUGAAAACAUCCUCACUAACAUUGUGGCCCAGAUUGAUGGUGAUGAUUGUGUGGGGAAGGCAAAGAAGAUGCUGGCUGAUAUGGUGCAGGUCAGCAUGGAGCAGAGCCUCAGGCAUUUGCAGAAGAGAGCUUUUGCCACUCCAACCAAGCAAUCUCGCACUAAACGUCAGUGAUAGUUCCAUGAAAUAGGUGGUUUUUUUUCUGUCUUUUCCUUUGUGUUGUAUCAAUGUUGGCAAUCAAAUUUCGGAUAAAUAGAAUCAUAUAGGAUGCCAGUCCAGGCCGUGAUGGUAGCUGGUGACUGGUGAAAUGUUCAUACUUAAAAUCUGUUAAGUGCUUUCUACUUUCCUUGUGGACUCUUUGGUGGCCUUUGUAUCAUAAACUAUUAGCCUGCUAUGCAAUCAAUGCUAUCUUGUUUCUUUUCAAAUUCCUUCAAUAAUCAGAUAAAUGGAACACAGAUUUGUUUUUC
Molecule: messenger RNA, 1474 nt
Organism: Elaeis guineensis (African oil palm)
Lineage: Eukaryota; Viridiplantae; Streptophyta; Magnoliopsida; Arecales; Arecaceae
Molecular function (GO): protein binding
Source: RefSeq, a predicted model, not a curated record